This is a messenger RNA of Mycosarcoma maydis (corn smut), 726 nucleotides long. RefSeq lists its product as uncharacterized. The coding region runs from base 1 to 726 and encodes 241 amino acids. The record is from RefSeq and is a predicted model, not a curated record. The transcript has 2 exons. Gene Ontology annotation, biological process: tail-anchored membrane protein insertion into ER membrane. NCBI's taxonomy places the organism in Eukaryota, Fungi, Basidiomycota, Ustilaginomycetes, Ustilaginales. Gene Ontology annotation, cellular component: GET complex.
AUGCAUCCAGCCAUAGUCAUUUUCCUCUCGGUCGUGGUCGUACAGACCAUUGCGCUGAUGGGCAAGCAAAGGCUGCAGGACAUCCUGUGGCUGCUGUACACAGCUGUGUUUCACCGCUCUACCCUCUCUCAGCAACGCAAGCUGCGUCGCGAAAUCUUGACUACCAAACAGCAGCUCUCGGCCACAUCGUCUCAAGAUCAAUUCGCCAAAUGGGCAAAACUGCGUCGAUCCGUCGACAAGCAACUUGGCACUCUCGAGACGAUCAACUCGACUCUUGCCAGCUCGCGCUCGCGCUUCAACAUGGUGGUCUCCGGCCUCGUUUUCAUCGUAACUACAGUGAUGCCGUUUGUGGUCACAAGUUGGUACAGCAAGACCGCCAUCUUUUGGUUGCCGCCAGGACAGCAUAGUUGGUUUGGUCCUGCGGGCUGGUUCUUGGCACUUCCAAGGGCGCCCAAAGGUGCUGUAAGCAGUACCGUCUGGCAGAUGGUCUGUUCAAGAACGUUGAUUGCUAUCGGGGGCGCGUUGACGAGUCUGAUCCCGGGAACCAAGCACGAAAUCGUCGUCCCAGUGGGCGACGCCAAGAUCGACGAGAUCCACGAGGACAAGGAAAAGCCGGCAGAACAACGCUCGACAACCACAGCACCGACAGCAGAGAGAGAGAACACACAAGCGAGGAAAAGGACCAAUGCCAAAGCUGCCACCGUAUCGGAGAAGCACGAACUCUGA